UUCUGUUUGGUACCGAAAAAAAAUACGCAACAACCUUUUACAUUCCACGUCUAUACCAGAGUUUCAUAUCACAUUUACAAGUGAAACAGACAGGAGGAGUUUAAAACUGUAGCAGCCAGAUGACGAAAUUUUCGCGUCUAAAGUAAGCGACGCGACAUGGUUUCUGUUGAAAGCACACGAACGAAAUGCAACCCUGGAGUGGUAACAAUUUGACGUUGGGAAGACAAGUGUGAGCUUGGACAGCAGGAAAGACAUCAAGAUGGAAAGACAGAAGAGAAAAGAGGAAAUACAGAAAGGCCUUCAGUUUAUCCAGUCUCCUCUACCUUUUCCUGGAACCCCAGAAGAAUAUGAGGCCUUCUUACGCAAGCUGGUCAUCAAUCUUUUUGUAGAUGGGAACUUCUUAUUCAGAGAAGGUGACCACAAAUCAGCACUGGCCCAGUAUGCAGAAGCAUUGAAUGUGGCAGAAUAUGCAGCAACAGACGAUGUGACCAUUUCCCCAGAUUUGCUAUGCAAACUUUAUAUAAACAGAGCUGAAUCAAGUUUCCUCCUGGAUGAGUAUGUGACUCAGUUGGCCCAAGACCUGGCACAGAAGUUAGGAUUAAGGGUCCGUAAAGCAUAUGUCCGUGCCAAGAAUGAACUGGAAACACUUGGAAUUGUUGAUAAUGAUUCAUCUUCAAUGUUAGAAACUCAGAUUCCCAUCUCCAAUGGGCUGGGCUCCAUAAAUGAUAUUGAAACAGAUUUUUCUGACCUCCCAUGCAUUCCUGCUCCGAUUCCCACUUCCAUUCCUGUUAGUGAAGGAUCCAUCACCACCACUUCUGACUCUAAAAGUCUGUUCCAUCAGUUGCCUGUUAGCACAUCUCAGGGGACAAGUGACAAGGUGCCUGUGCCAGAAAGCAUAGAUGAGUUUACUGAUCUCUUUGGAGAGGAGUUGGAUAGACAGCUGGACUCGAUAACUGAUGACCAAGGAAAUGUAAUGUCACAGGGCACUGUUCCAACAAACUUGCCAAUAAUUGUUUUUCCUAGUGGUGGGCCAUUACUUCCUCCAGGCGUUAAUGUGCCUAUCCCUCCCAACACAGUUUUACCACCAGCUUGCUUUGGCCAAGAAGGUUCUGGAAGACUGAAUGCACUGGACACUUUUGAAUCUCCAAAGACUGCCACAGUGAGUGGCUUGGAUGCACUGGAUAACUUCACUGUGACAAAUACUGCACCCAGCAAACUGGACACACUUGAUGGAUUUGAAAGCUCCAGCUCCUUGGAUACCUUAGACACCAUUUCUUUAGCGCCAUCUUCAACAUCAGCAAGGACGACUUCCCAGAGCACCAACAGCAGCCAACAUUCCAAAGCACCAGCGCCUAUGGCAAGAACUCCAGCCACCAGCAAUUCCAGUGUUACCUACUGUCAGAUAAAAGCUGAACCAGAGUUGUCCCUUUCAAGCCUUAUUACAGGACUUGCCCCUCUGAUCAAGAAUCCUCUGUCAGCUACUCAUGACUUCAGACAGGCUUGUCAUCGUUGCUUUCCAAAAACAGGUCCUAAGGCCUUUGACUACAUAUACAAAGAAGGGCUUGCUCACAAAUGUAAGAAGGACAUACUAAUUGGGAGGAUAAGGAGCUCACAAGAUAAGACCUGGAAAAGGAUUCGGCCACGGCCUUCUAAAAAUAAUUUUGCUGCAGCAUAUGACCUUUGUAAAGAUAUAACUAGUAGAGAAGAAUGUUAUUAUGGGGACAAUUGCACCUUUGCUUACUGCCAGGAAGAGAUUGAUGUAUGGACACAGGAAAGAAAAGGCACACUGAACAGAGACCUUCUCUUUGACCCGCUUGGUGGUAUAGAUCGAAGCUGCCUUACAGUUACUAGACUUCUGCAGGACCAUCGAGGUGUAUUCUUGUUCCUUUGUGAGUUGUGUUUUGAUAGUAAGCCCAGAUUAAUCAGUAAGAAGAACCAAGACACACCAGCUAUAUGCUCCAAUGCUGCUGUCAAGCAUAUCUUUGAAGAAAGCAAGUGUUUGGUGUACAUGUUGCGGUCCACUACAGUGAAGUAUUCUAAAAUACGUCCUUUCAAUGAGCAUUGCCAGUUUGACGUCUGCCGCCAUGAGGUGCGGUAUGGGUGUCAGCGUGAAGAUAGCUGUUGCUUCGCCCACAGUUUCAUGGAGCUCAAAGUCUGGCUUCUGCAGCAAGCAUCAGGAAUCAGUCAUGAAGAGAUCGUGCUGGAAGCAGAACAGUUCUGGCAGAAUGAAACUGCCCGCAGUAAAGCAGCGAACAACAAGCAGUCUCAAGGAGGCACAAAAUCUAGCAAUCUAGAUCUGAAAAUGAAGUUUGUGUGCAGUCAGUGUUGGAGAAAUGGACAGGUCAUUGAGCCAGACAAGGGUUUGAAGUACUGCAGUGCCAAAGCUCGCCACAGCUGGACCAAAGAACGAAGGGUCCUCCUUAUUAUGUCCAAAGAACGGAAGAAGUGGGUUGCUGUCCGACCACUCCCUUCCAUCAGGAACUUUCCUCAGCAGUAUGAUAUAUGCAAUCACAUCCAGAAAAAUAAGAAGUGUCAAUAUGUUGGGAACUGCACCUUUGCACACAGCCCUGAAGAAAGAGAUUUUUGGACAUAUAUGAAAGAGAGUAACUUGCGAGAUAUGGUGCAGGUCUAUGAUAUAUGGUUGAAGAAUCAAAAUCAGGCUGGAGAAAGUACAACUCUGGGCUCCCAGGAUGGAGAGAAACAGAUCCAGAUGCCCACAGACUAUGCUGAGGAUAUGAUGGGACUUCACUGCUGGUUGUGUGGAAAGAACAGCAACAGUGGAAAACAAUGGCAGCAACAUAUCAGGUCUGAGAAACACAAGGAAAAGGUAUUCUACUCUGAAGAGGAUGCUGGUGGCUGGCGCUUUCGCUUCCCAAUGGGAGAAUUCAAACUCUGUGAAAAGUUCUUCAAGGGCAAGAUGUGUAUAGAUGGCCCCAAGUGCAAGUUUGCCCAUGGUCAAGAGGAGCUUAAUGAAUGGCUUGACCGAAAGCAUGUCUUGGAAUCAAAACUCACAAAGGCACGCAAGGACAUGCUUCUAGACCCUGAUGACAAUGACUUUGGGAAAUAUAACUUCUUAUUGAAAGAACUGAAUUAAAUUAUAACAAGGGUUCUGCUGAAAAUCCUUAAACCUUUAAAAUAAUUAAUCCUACCAAACAAUGGAAAGAGAUAUGAAAUGUAAUUCUGAGAUGUUACAAUGACGUUUUUGUUUUCAUUUUUUUUGUUUCAUUGAAAACUUCGUUGUUGUUUUAGGACUGACUUUUGGGGUUCCUGUUUUUCAGGCUGCUGGUCAUAAGAUGGUUUUAACUUUUUUUAUGUCUGAACCAUCCUUUGGCAGUGAAAUGCAGGCCCUCUUUUCUGGACUGACAGACAGGGGAAUGAUAGCUGUUGCUGUCCUUCAUAGUACUUAACUCUAUUUAUUUCUUCUCCAAAUUAUUAUCCAUUAACUGCUGCAAUCAGAGAAGCUGCCGUUCAGUAAUGCUUACAGCAAGAUGAUGCAGAGAAAGUGUAAGCAAGCUACCUGCUGAGGUUGUUGCAUUGACUCCAGGAAAGAAUUUUAGUUAUUAAAACCAGUGUCAUGUGAUUAACAGGAGGGCUUAACAUUUUUUUUUAGCCAGCUGACACGAGUGGUGGGCAGUAGCUAUAAAAAGCAAUAUUUGAAAGUAAGUUAUAGAUAGAAACUUACAAAAUGAAACAGAUUUAAGGCUGUGGUAUUUUUGGAUCUAAAGUUAUUGUACAUGAAGUCCUAAUUUGUAGUAGAGUGACUGCUCUUGAGGCUUAUUAUCCUACAUAAUGUCGAAUGUAGCAUGGAAUGCAGAAUGUGCCUACACUUGAAAUGAAGGAGUCAUCUACCCCUUAACAAUGAAUGAUGUUCUAACUUUAUUUGUUUAGGGUUGCUGAGGUUUCAUCAAAGUCUUUUCCCUGUUAUAGCAGCAGUAUUUACGAGUUAGUAUAUCUUUGUACUAAUUUUCUUCCCAAAAUGUUUCUAACAGCGUUAGAAAUUCAGCAUGGUUUUCCUUUUAUUUGGAAUCAGAAAAAUUAUUUUCAGCUGUUUUUGUAUUGAAUGACCUAUUACAGAGAAGAGCCACAUUUCUAGAGUGAAUGUUUAAGCAAGGGCACCUUUUGUCUGUAAAUACUGUAUCUGUACUGUGGAUAGGUUGGAACAGCUAAGAUGGUAGGUAACACUGUACUCUGGGUCAGUGUGCAUAAUAUUUUCAUAGUGGACAGUGCAGAAUAGUAGACAUGUAAUACACCAUCAAAACUGUGUAUUUGCGGUGAAGAGAAUUACAUGACUGUAUUAUUUCAUGAAGAAAGAUGCUACUAAAGUAAUCCAGUAUAGUGUGUGGCAAAUACGGCUGCUUUAAAAUAAGUUGCUGGAGGUAGGCAGUAGUGGACUCUUUAAAUUUUUGUCAUCUUUUACUGACUGUUAAUGUGAUAUUGUAUCACAGAGGAUGAUUUCAUUAGCUACACUGUCACAGCGGUCAGAAUAGUCUGAUUCUUGGCAGGGUGCUUACUUUGUGUGUGGAUUGUGCAUAUUCUCACUGUGUCUGCAUGGAUUUUCACUGAGAUAUAUCCAAAGACAAGUUGGUAGGUGAAAUGGUAAUCCUCAAAAUUGUUCAGAGAUGUAAACAUCAUGUAAAUGAGAUAUGAAUCCUUUGA
Messenger RNA from Protopterus annectens (West African lungfish), 4656 nucleotides. It is a transcript of the gene ZC3H7B, whose product is annotated as zinc finger CCCH-type containing 7B. Bases 260 to 3094 code for a protein of 944 amino acids. Gene Ontology annotation, molecular function: miRNA binding; metal ion binding. The record is from RefSeq and is a predicted model, not a curated record. The transcript has 22 exons. Gene Ontology annotation, biological process: miRNA processing. Lineage: Eukaryota; Metazoa; Chordata; Ceratodontiformes; Protopteridae.